Trematosphaeria pertusa is the source of this 1008-nucleotide messenger RNA. RefSeq lists its product as uncharacterized. Gene Ontology annotation, biological process: DNA-templated transcription. NCBI's taxonomy places the organism in Eukaryota, Fungi, Ascomycota, Dothideomycetes, Pleosporales, Trematosphaeriaceae. The record is from RefSeq and is a predicted model, not a curated record. The transcript has 3 exons. Gene Ontology annotation, cellular component: RNA polymerase III complex; nucleus. Bases 1 to 1008 code for a protein of 335 amino acids.
AUGGACAGGGAGGAAGACGAUCCCGUCGUCGCCGAUUACGAUGUCUUCAUCACGCCUGAAAUGAGCGAGCAGCUCUACAUCCUGCAGUACAUGAACCGUCCGCCAGACCAGCCCUUUACUCGAGCUACAGGGUGCCACCCGACCGAGCUGCGUUACAAGGAGCAGUCUGGAUUCAUCGAGGUCGAUGUUCCGAUCAAUAUUCGCCAGCACUACAACCGGCCCAUGGGUGUCAAGUGGGGUGAAGCUCUGCGCAAGACGAAAGGCUUCGGUCAGAAGGCCUAUGGCAUUGCAUCGGGUUUCGAGCGAGCUAUGCCGCGCAUGAACAGGCCGGGUGCUGCCGCCGACGGGCCGUCAGCACCGGCCGUCGCCGAAGAGGACGACAACGUCGAUGAAUACGUCGCUCAUUUUGAGGAUGCGAACGAGAAGGGUCAUGUGCUGAACACUCAGACCUUUGGCGGACAGGUCGUGAAGGAUGACGGCAAAGGCCCCAACUACAUGCUGGGGACCUUUCGAGAAAACCAACUGCAUCUCACGAGGCUCCAUGGCCUGGUCCAAUUGCGAACGCAGUUCCACCACAUUGAUGCCACAGCCCACCUGGACGCGGUCAAUCGCCGGCGCGAGAAGGAGUCACAAGAAGGCGCGAAGCCUACCGAACCGAAGGCCUUUCUCCCUACCGUGAAGAAGGCCGGCGGAGACACAUCGGCAGAGCUUACUCAGGCAUUCAUGAAAGCUGCUAACCAAGAGAAAUGGAACAAGCUGCAGUACUCCGACGAAGACUCUGAGACUGCGUACGAAGCAUAUAGUGAGCGCCUGUUCUUGGAGAAUACGUCCGCUGCCCCGAAGCUACAUGCGAACAUGAACAACAGCCAAUACCUCGACGCCAUCAGUGCUCCCUCGAGCGGCAAAGGAAUGAAGAAGAAGUCGGCCCACAAGCGACACGAAGACCUAGUCGAGAUCUCGGACGAGUCGGACGCCCCAGAGGAGGAGGAGGAGCCACGCGUAAGUUAA